Messenger RNA from Ilex paraguariensis (yerba mate), 360 nucleotides. Lineage: Eukaryota; Viridiplantae; Streptophyta; Magnoliopsida; Aquifoliales; Aquifoliaceae. The record is from the annotation of a GenBank genome assembly.
AUGGCAGCUUGUGUUGAAAAUUCGAAAGAGAAGUGUCAAGAAUUUGCGAAGGAGAAGUGUUUGCCAUCGUUUAAAGACGCGAGAAUCGCUUGGGAUAGUUCGAGGGUGAAUUGGAAGGAAGUUUACCGGUUGAUUAAAUGGGUAUCUUUGCCAGAAAAGAGUGCAGGUUUUGAGUUAUUGGGAGUAGAGGGGAAUUGGGUUGAGUUUAAACGCAUGAUUGAUUCGACAAAUUACAGAGGAAGUGAGCUUUUGGAUUCUAAUUACAUGGGUAGUGAAGAUUUUGCAGUUGGAAUCGAGUACAGGCUCACUCCGGAGUACCCUUUGCCUGCGACUUAUGAAGAUUGCUGGGAUGCUAUUUAG